This is a messenger RNA of Labrus bergylta (ballan wrasse), 2799 nucleotides long. It is a transcript of the gene puraa, whose product is annotated as purine-rich element binding protein Aa. The record is from RefSeq and is a predicted model, not a curated record. Gene Ontology annotation, cellular component: nucleus. Gene Ontology annotation, biological process: regulation of transcription by RNA polymerase II. Gene Ontology annotation, molecular function: RNA polymerase II transcription regulatory region sequence-specific DNA binding; purine-rich negative regulatory element binding; DNA-binding transcription factor activity, RNA polymerase II-specific. NCBI's taxonomy places the organism in Eukaryota, Metazoa, Chordata, Actinopteri, Labriformes, Labridae.
UCCAUCUUGUGCAGCGAGCAGGAGCAGUUCUCCGAGCUGUUACAAAGGCCUACGAACGUUUUUAAAUGUGUAUUUCGGUUUGUCUUGUCUUCUUCUUCCCCCCGUCGAGGCUGUAAGGCGCCGCGCGUGCAGACCGAGCGCUGUUAAGAUCUCGCGAGAGCUCCGGCGUUCUCUGUGGCUGGCCGUGGCUUUGCAGCAGACAGAGGGAGAAGGCAGGCAGGCAGCAUCAUGGCGGACAGAGACAGUGGAAGUGAGCAGGGAGGAGCGGCCACGGGCCCAGGCUUCGGUUCCAUGCACUUAGCCACAGGAGGGGCGGGCUCGGCUUCCGGGCUCCAGCAUGAGACCCAGGAGCUGGCGUCGAAGCGGGUUGACAUCCAAAACAAACGCUUCUAUUUGGACGUAAAGCAGAACGCGAAAGGCCGCUUCUUAAAGAUAGCAGAAGUCGGGGCCGGUGGAAACAAGAGCCGCCUCACUCUCUCCAUGUCCGUGGCGGUCGAGUUCCGCGACUACUUGGGGGACUUCAUCGAACAUUAUGCCCAGCUGGGUCCGAGCAACCCGGGACUGGUACAAGACGAGCCGAGGAGAGCGCUCAAAAGCGAAUUCUUGGUCCGAGAGAAUCGGAAAUACUACAUGGAUCUGAAAGAGAACCAGAGAGGACGGUUCCUGAGGAUUCGACAGACCGUUAACCGGGGGCCCGGUUUGGGAUCCACGCAAGGCCAGACGAUCGCUUUGCCCGCCCAGGGACUUAUUGAGUUUCGUGACGCUUUGGCUAAACUUAUUGACGAUUACGGUGUAGAGGACGAACCUGCAGAGUUGCCCGAAGGGUCAUCAUUGACUGUGGACAACAAACGGUUCUUCUUCGACGUCGGAUCCAAUAAGUACGGUGUGUUCAUGAGGGUAAGCGAGGUGAAGCCAACGUACCGCAACUCAAUUACGGUGCCCUACAAAGUGUGGUCCAAAUUUGGGAAUACGUUCAGUAAGUAUGCCGAGGAGAUGAAGAAGAUCCAGGAGAAGCAGCGGGAGAAAAGGGCAUGCGAGCUCCAGCAACAAGAGGAGAUGCAGGCGGACGAUGGAGACGAGGAUUGAUAUAUAGAGCAAAAAAAGAUGCAAGAGUAAAGAAAAUAACAAGAGAAUUAUAAUUAAAAACUCUACUGUAUAAAGAAAGAAAUCUAAAGAUUUAACUGUAAUGGUUUAACUCCAAGGGAGCAUCACCCACAAUAUAAGAAACCUCCACAACCUGACAGUUAUGACAUGUCACUCAUCGCUGGAUGUUACCCCACUUAUCCACCAUUAAUACAGUAACAGGCUGCUAAACAAAGUAAUAACAAUAUAUUUGAACAUUGUUUCCUACUUGACAAACGAUAUUGAACUGAGUGUUUAUUUCCCUUAUUAACAGAAAACUUUUGUACCAGUUAAAGCUAUUGUAAAAAAAAAAAAAAAAAAAAGUGUUUGCAAUGUUCAAAUGGAAUUAUUGCUGAGUUCUGAAGAAAAAGCGUUUCCUUUUCAUGUGAGCUAAUGACUUCAGCACAAAUCAGAUAUUUUAAUUUUUAAACCAAAAUUCAAAAUCUUUGUAAAAGGUUGUCACAUGUACUACUUGCCAUUCUAUUUACCUUUACCUGUGAGUAGAGAUGUGUUUACACAUGAAUCAUAUGAGGGCUAGGCCUGCUUUGGAAACUGGUUACAUGUCAUGCAGUAUAAAAGGAACAUAUAGGCAUUUUCAUGAAAUGAAUUAAGUGCUCUAUUUGUUGUGCAAUAUACAUUGCAUAGAAAUCAAAUUUAUUAAACUGGUCAAUGGAUCAUGAUAGGAUGACAUUUGCCAGAGGCAUUCAAAGAAAUAUUAAUAUUGUAGUUUUGUUUCAGUUUAAAUUGUUGCCAUGCAGAUGGAUAUAUAUAUAUUAUAGACUACCUUUGUGUCUUGUUGUUAAUGCAAUGUGUUCAUUUUAAAGGUACUAAAUGUGUAUUUGACAGAAGAAAUGCAGAGACAACAUGUAGCAAAUGGCCUAAAUUGCAGAUUACUAACAAGACAAGCCCUACACAAACUGUGCUGAUUGGCCUGUGGUCUGAAAAAAAGGAGGCACAAUUCAGCAGAGCAUCAUUGGUUAGCACAUCGGAUACAACAGAACUAUUUUGUGAUCUUGUUCAGUCAUCAAAGUCCAGAUCCAAGGAGUCUUGUUGCUGCAUGUUUAUCUGCACUAAGAGAUUUCGUUGGUCUCCCAAAAUAUUGGCUCAAGGACCCUUCCAUAUGUAUCUUUAUCUGCCUAUAGUGUACGAAUCUCAAGUUUGAGUACCGAGUGAUUCCAUCCAAAGGCUUGGUGUAGUUGUAGUGGAAGUUGUUUCAAAGUGUGAUUGUAAAAGGAGCGACCUUGUGACCUGUAGUCAAAGUAUCAUCUUCAUAAUAUGGAGGGCACUGAGGAGCCCGCCUAGAUAAGCCAAGGAGAAGAGGGUUCAAUUCACCUCAAAGGUGAGCCCAUCCCUUCAAGUUUAAAAAUCUGAAGGUGUGAAGUUCUGCGGGGCUACUUUGGAUACAUACUCAUAGCUCUACUUUAGAUUUGUAAGCCCAAAUAUCUACCUGGGGGUGAUGAGAUUCUGUUUUGGUCUAAUUGUAAAUAUUUGGGCUGCCACACGGAAAAACAACUGGUUCUAAUCCAGUUCAGUCGCAUCUCAUAGAUGUGUGAUAGCAGUUUUAUAAACUCUGUCAGUAAACUCCAGAGAAACUGGCAACAAUCAGAUAAUGUCAGAUAUACCUCAGCAUUGAAUUAAAUGACUGCUCCUGUGUUUAGAUUGACUGGAAACCAGCAA